Trypanosoma grayi is the source of this 1572-nucleotide messenger RNA. RefSeq names its product putative major facilitator superfamily. NCBI's taxonomy places the organism in Eukaryota, Euglenozoa, Kinetoplastea, Trypanosomatida, Trypanosomatidae. The transcript has a single exon. Gene Ontology annotation, biological process: transmembrane transport. Gene Ontology annotation, molecular function: transmembrane transporter activity. The coding region runs from base 1 to 1572 and encodes 523 amino acids. The record is from RefSeq and is a predicted model, not a curated record.
AUGGCGGAUCUUCACGAGGAUGCUGACAGGCAAGUUGAAAGGGCCCCAAAAUGGUAUGAAGUCCUGAAGGAGGAGGUGCUUGAGCUGCGGUGGCGCGUCCUUGCGGUGGCGUGCUUCCUCACGUUCGGUAGUUACUACAUCUUCGACUUCCCCGGCUCGCUGGGCACCGGCGGUGGCCACACCAUCGAGCAGCGAUUCCGGGCACACGGCAAGGCGUAUACACAGGAGAUGAAUCAGAUGCUUUACAGUGUGUACUCGUGGCCGAAUACAGUACUGGCCAUCUUUGGUGGGCUACUGAUCGACAAGUACCUCGGCAUCCGCACAGCAAUGCUGCUCUUCACCUUCUUGAUAUUGCUUGGCGCUUUUCUCUUCUGGCUGGGCGUGCACUUUGUCGCUUACCCGCUCAUGGUGGCAGCGCGUGUCGUAUUCGGUCUGGGUGGCGAGUCUCUCUCCGUGUCGCAGUCGGCGUACGUCGCGCGGUGGUUCAAGAAUGGUCGUGGCAUGGCGUUGGCGUUUGGCAUAACCAUCAGUUUCUCACGUGUUGGAUCAUCCUUCAACUUCCUCUUCUCACCGAAGAUUGCACGUUCAAAGGAUGUUGACACCGCCGUUCUCGUUGGCAUCUUUGCCUGCUGCAUCUCCUUCAUUGCCUGCAUGAUUCUGGUUGCUGCUGAUAUUUACGCUGUACGUAUUGGCUACAUCAAGCCAGAACCGCGCGAGUCGGAGGAGGCGAGAGUUAUGAAGUUGUCAGACGCACUGAAGCUUCCUUUUGCGUUCUGGGCCCUCACAGCUGUCUGUGUNUUCUGUUACACCGCCAUAUUCCCAUUCGUCGGCAUUGGUAAAGGUUUCUUUGAGGUGAAGUACGGCUACGAUGGUGACAAAGCUGCCAGUUAUAUCUCUGCGUAUCAAUUCGCGUCGGCUGCGGGCUCGCCGUUGAUUGGGAUCAUUGUGGAUGCUGUUGGACGCAAUACGUUGUGGCUCAUAUUGGCGAGCACCUGUUUUGUCCUGAUCCACGUGCUGCUAAUCGUCUCGAUGAUUCCUGGUAUCGCGAUGAUGAUCAUGAUGGGUGGAUUCUACAGCUUUCUAGUCGCGGGUCUGUGGCCAUCGAUUCCGUGGGCUGUCAAUGAGAACAUUGUGGGCUUCUCGUACGGCGUCAUGACCGCUCUGCAGAACGUUGGAUUAGCCACGUUCCCUAUUAUUGUGGGCGACAUUCUUGACAGGUACACACCGCAUUCCAGCAGCGAGGGAUCCGCAGUGGACCUCUCUUCAUCUAUGAGCAACAGCGGCGAAGAUGUCCUGCUCCCCGCGUUGAAAGGGUACGUGAUGACGGAGCUGCUGUUUAUUGGAUCAGCCGGUGUGUCUUUUGUUGCAAGUGUUGUUCUUCUUCUUUCUGAUCUGCGUAAUGGUGGUAUCCUCACUGCGUCAAGUACCCGUCGGAAGCAAAUGGAGACGGAGGGGCGCAAUGCUCUCUUGGACUAUCUUCCAGAGGAGGAAAGAAACCUUCUCUUCAGCGCGGCUUUUGACCAGGAAGACGCGUGGCCCGGCGCCAGUAACGGCAGCGAAAAGAAAUCAUAA